AAUGGAGUGAAGACGUUUGUUGUGAAUUUUGUUUCCUAUUAUUUCGCCUUCCGUCAUUUAAAAAAAUCGGUGUAAUGUAAAUAAACUAGUUUGAAUAAAUCUUUUUACUUUACAAGUAGGUAGAGUUAGUGAGAUUUUUUCAUAGGGUUUAGAUGUAGAAAUAGUAGGAUGUUACUGGAACGUAUAUUGGUGCCUCUGUUCUGCCUUGGAAUAGAAGUGUUCGGGCGCGUACUUGGCGAGGAAGUGGAAAUUCGCCAGGUAGCAUCAGACAAGGGAACAAUAAAUGUGACCAUUCCUUGUGGAACCGAGCCCCUCUCGCCGGCAGUCAACGUCCAGUGGGUUCACAGAGGCAACCGCACACACCACGAAAUACUGGUGGACGGCAGCUUGCUUUUACCCCAAGUGGGGGUAGAAGACGAGGGCCUCUACGAGUGCGGUGUGGAAAACGAGACUUCCUUCGUUGAUAGAGUUAACGUCACUGUCAGAACGGAACCUCCCCCGUUAGUGAACGUGACGGUCCACGCGUCGACCAUCCUGGCCAUAAUUUUAUGGAACGUGGCUGGUGACGGUGGGCAUCCAAUCAUAGACUUCACAGCGCAGUACCGCUCCGCGAUGCCCGUGAACGGCAGCCUGGAGGCGUGGCGGCCGAUCAGCCCCAACCAUAUUAGUCCUAAUUCGCGUCAGAUCGACGUAUACCACCUAGAACCAAACGCGUCAUACUGGUUCCGAGUAUGGGCGAACAACGUGCUUGGUCCAGGACCACCCGUGGAAGUGCUCGCCACUACGCUGUUUAGCGACCAAGAGGCUGAGCUCUACAAGCACUUCCUAGAAGGCGCUGAAACAUUUGACACACGCACGUGGGUGGCCGCCGUGUGCGUUGUCAUGGGAACACUAGCUGUGCUCGCUGCGGGCACGUGCGCGGUGCUGUGCCGCGAGUGGCGGCGCUCAGAUUUCACAGAGGAACAAGAUGUCAUGGAACUCGUUCCUAACAUUAUACUGAACCCGGGCUUCAUGGAAACCGACCCGGUGCCCAGGGUGGGGCAUGGGCAUAUCAUCAAGUCGGCGGAAUGCCCCGGCCCCGGGAAACCCAGGCGCGUUUGAUUCUCGUCCAUACUCAACCUUAGGAUAUUCUAUCUGAGCGAUCCUGGCCUUUUGUCAUGAUCCGAAAACGAUGGUAGAAUGGGGAAUUUUGCGAGCGAUGCUAAUUUUUUUUAAGUACUGUUUUUUAUUUGAAAGGGUUUGGGAAAUUAUAACUUGGUGUAACCAGCUCUUUUUGUGUUACAAGCAUUGCAAAGCGAAGUUAUUGAUUAGAAGUUAUGUCCAAAGCAUUUGGCAAGGGUAAUAAUGGACAUAUCAGAGUGUAAUGUGGUGCGGAUAGAAUAUCCUAACGAUUGAUGACUUUUGGAAAUGUAACUAACUUUAAUACAUUGCGAGUUGUUUUUUAAAUGGUCGUAUUAUACUAUUUCAACAUACACAGGGAUGUCUAAAAUUUAUCUACCUAUAAACGUUUCAAUGUCAAUCAAAUAUUCAGUCAAUUAUUUUUCGAUAUAGCAACACUUGCACAUUUAAAAAACAACUCGAAUGGGCUUAGCUUAUAAAACUGAGAGAGAACUUAGCGUAAGUUUAAAAGUAUUGGGGCUGCCAUAUAUAUUAGAAUUGCAACUUGUUAUGAAUACGUAAAUUCCGGCUUUUCGACUGUGGCAACCCUGGCACGAGGUUUUUUAGUGAUAUUGCUUACCGUUCGCAAUAAAUUGUUAAUGUUGCUAGCUGUGUACAUAGAUAGUAAUACUUGUGUUAUGGAUUUACAAGUGUUAAUAUGGAUCUCAAGUGAAUGGAUUGAUAUGGUGUUUUAUUGUGAUUUUUUACUGUGAUUAUUUUCCUUCCAAAUAUUAUUGCAGUUUUAUUUUAAUAAUAUUAUACGAUAUGCUUAUAUAUUUUUGUAUUUGUGUCAUUGUUGCUUAUGAUAUAAAAAUGUAAGUAGUAUUUAAUGUGAACGAGUGACCGCGUUACCACAGCUUAGGUAUAUAUGACCCGCGACCAGAGACAAUAUGUUGAAAAUGUUGCUAGUAGUGAAAAUGUGCUCACGAGUAAAAUUUAUGAAGCAUAUAAUAUCAUCACAUAUAUUUGUGCAAACAAUAGUAUAAAAUUGUAAUAUUAUAUAAAGUGGUUGUUAUUAAUUAUUGGUAGAGCAUUAUUUUUGUACACGUCAUAAGCAUAUCACAAGCGCCUUAGAAUAAAUAAUAUGAAAUAUAUCAAAUUUUAACCCUGUCCUUUAAAAACUAUGCGCUGUUCGCAAAAUUAAAUCAUAUCGAAGAUUUUUCAUAUAUUUGACGGCAAAUUAUAAAAAUAAUGAAGCAAUAUUUGUACAAAAUCUUUAAUUUGGUGAACAGUGCUCGUUUUUUUCUUAAUCUUGCUGGCUUCGUAUUAAUUGUAAAUGAUAUUAUUCUGGUCAAAUUAUCGGUCUUGUGUGCGUGUCUCAGAAGCACUUCCUAGCUGUGUUUAUCAAAUAUUUCCUAGUGCAUUAAACGCACAGUCUUAUAGAUAUCCUUGUAUAUUAUGUACUGUCUUCUAUUUUAUUUUAAUCUAGAUUUUAGAAUAUUUCCUUUAUCCUUUUCUUAAAUACCUCAUUAAAUCCUGUGUCUAAGCUUCUAUCAUUCUAACGUCUCUAUAUACUAUUCCAUUCUCAUUAAUUUAAAGAGCCAGUCAAUUUCUCUAGUACACUCGUAACAGAAUAUUUAAAAAUUUUAACCAUAAUUAACUUAUUUUUGUAUGAGCGUAAUAAAUCAAAUGAAGCGUUGUUAAUUGUAAUUUACUUAUAGAUAAGUGCUUUUAUAGGUUAGAUUUAAGCGGUUUAUCAGUGAAAUGUUGGGUACUGGUAGUUUUUAAUCUAGAAUUUUUGACGAUGGCAAUCUUUACAAGCGAUGCUUUCUGGUUUUAUUUAAAUUAAA
This is a messenger RNA of Colias croceus (clouded yellow), 2948 nucleotides long. RefSeq names its product Down syndrome cell adhesion molecule-like protein 1 homolog. Gene Ontology annotation, molecular function: protein binding. The record is from RefSeq and is a predicted model, not a curated record. The transcript has 7 exons. NCBI's taxonomy places the organism in Eukaryota, Metazoa, Arthropoda, Insecta, Lepidoptera, Pieridae. The coding region runs from base 169 to 1101 and encodes 310 amino acids.